AUGCUACGGCGUCAACAUUCGGAGCCUCUCUUUGCGGAUACCAAAAGUGUCACAAGCUGCGACACCAGAGCCACUGCCGCAACCAUCCAUGUUGUCACACCAACCAACUCCGAACAAAGCACUAUGGAUCUUACUCCCCUUCAGUCAGAAAUCACUUCCUUGCGUAAAAGGCUGAGUGCGGCUCAAUCCUUGAACAAGCGGAGUGAACUUUUGCUAGGCCAAGUCAGGGUCUUGGAAGAGGAAAGUCAGCGCAAAGAUGAACGGCUACGAGUUCUGAAUGACAAAUUGCACGAUAUUCAGCGGGGUCUUUCUCACAUUGAUGACGAACGAGCAUCACUGCAACAGCUUGCCCAGAAACUAGAAGCCGAGAAGCGAAAGAUACGACAACAAUUGGAGUUGAGAGAUACCGAAGUCUUGACUUUGGUGAAGCGUUGUGCUGCGCAGGAAGAGAAAGUCAAGGAGUCGACUCUAUUACGCCGCAAGAACGCAGUGCUUGAGGGGAAAAUGAACGAGUAUAAGGCUGCGCUGGCAGAAAAAGAAACUGAACAAACCAACUUGGACGAAGCAGAAAGUGCACUUCGUGCAUGUCAGCAGCGAUUGGAGCAUACCAAACGAGAUCACGACGCCUUGGCAGGGACCCUACAAAGCUGCUUGGCAAACAUCAAAAAGCUGACAAUCGAGAAGGAAGACUGGGAAGACGAACGGCGCCGGCUAUUGAACCGAGCAGAGGUUGAAAUUGAAAAGGAACGACUGCAACACUUGGCAGAAAUGAAUGAAAUGAAAGUGAACCUCCAAAGUAGCCAGGACAAGAUUGAGAAACUCGAGGAGUUCAUGAAAGAUAAAUCCAUGUCCAACCACAUGCUUCGAAAGACAAACAGUGAGCUUGCCAAAUGGAAAACGCAAAGUACUGUCAAGUUGGAAGAAUAUGAAAAACAGAUUAAUGAAUUGAUGCAAGAGACCUUGGAAAAGCAACAGGAGGUCUUGGAUAUGAUGCACAGCAAGAAUGGCUGGAGUUCCAAGGUCAAGGAAAAGGAAGAGGUCAUUGCUUCGCUUCAAAAGACAAACAACGAGCUAUCCAAAUGGAAUACUCAGAGUACCGUCAAGUUGGAAGAAUACGAAAGGCAGAUCAAUGAGUUGAUGCAAGAAAGCAAGGAAAAGCAAGAGGAGAUCUUGGAUUUGACAUACAGUAAGAAUGGCUGGAGUUCCAAGGUCACAGAGAAGGAAGAAAUCAUCGCUUCGUUACGAAAUGAACUAUCCGACCUCAUGAGCAAAACAAUGUCGCUAUCCGAGAGUGUUGACGUCUUGAAAGAAGAGAACAAAGACUUGCAAUCGGAAGUGGAAGGGCUACGAGCGAGGGCCCAAUCGUUUGAUGCAUGGGAAGAAGAACGGGAUGCUAUGAACCAUUGUAUGACGGUGACCCAAGAUCAGAUUCAGGAGCUCAUGGAAGAAGUCGUCACCCUGCAACUUGAAAACGAAGAACUCGAGGACGAGAAGCUGGAGCUUCAGGAAGAGCUCAAAGCUUCGGUGGGAUCACAAAACGACAUUCAGAAUCUCGAGAAGCACAUAUCCGACAAAGAAUCAAACUGGUCGUGGCAGGAAAACAGCCUUCGAGCCAAAAUUAGCUCAUUAGAAGCCAAGAAGCAGGUGCUACAGGAAGGCAACGACGCGAAUUCCAGGGAUGCACAAGAAACCAUUCGGAAGCUCGAGUGGACCGUCGCUUCUCGAACCAAAGAUGCGGUUUCUCUGCAGAAGGAACUAGAGGCGGCAAGAGAGACUGAAGCAGAUCAUGUGAAUCAAAUCAAGUCUCUAGAAAGUAAUCUCUCGGACACAAUGAUACAACACGAUCAAACUCGCGCAGAAGCAGAAGAGCUUCGAGCCAAGAACAAUGGCAUGGAAAAAGAGGUGACCUUUGCGAAGGAGGCGUUGAAGCUAUCAGAAGCAACAAUCGAAACGCUACAAAGCGCCAUUGACGAGAAGGAGGCAGAGCUAGCCGCUGUACGCAAUUCGUUGACAUCGACCAGCGACAAACUGACAAAUGUGACAUCCAACAGCGAGUCGCGAGAUGCGGAGGUGGAGACGCUGAGACAGAAAUUGAUGGGGUAUACUGCAAAAGCUAGCAUGACGGACAAGCAGCUAGAGGAGGCCGAUGUAAGGAUCGCACAAAUCUUGGGUGAGCUUCGUACAGCAAACACAGAAAAGUCGGAAGCCAUUGAAGCAAAAGCCCUACUCGAAGCUGACUUACAAGUGACCAGCAGAUACGUAGAAGACAGCGCGGCAAGCAACGAUACGCUUAGGCAAGAGCUUCAGGAUUCCAGGGCCUCAAUAGCCAAUCUUGAAGCGAAGCUGGAAAAGAGUAGCGCCAACGAAAGCUUGUUAAGGACGGCUCUUGACGAGUCUGAGCGCGAGAUUGCUGAAUUGAAAACCUUGAUCCCUGAUCUAGAAUCCAAGCUGGCCGAAGGCGCAGAGCAAGAACAGAACCUGAUCGAGCUGCAGGGUGCGCUUGACGAAUCCCAGAGUGAAAUCGAAGAAUGCAGGAACUUGAUACUGGAUCUAGAAUCUCGGCUUGUCGAACGAGAAAGGGAGAACGAAAAGGGACAAGGGGUUCUUAGGACCGCUCUUGACGAGUCCCAGCGUGAAGUCAAAGAAUGCAAGAAAUCUAUCACGGACCUCAAAUUGCUGCUGCAGAAGCAAGGGGCCGACAUGGAACAAUCAACUCGAGAUGAGCUGAAGUCCCUUCAUGACUCUGUGUCCGACGGGCGCAAAACAAUUGCACGGCAUCAAGAGGAAUUGGAAACGCUAAGGCUGGCUCUGAAGAGGGCGCACACAGAUCUUGUACUUAAGGAUGAUGAGAUUCGAGAUCUAAAGAUGAUCGACCUCGUCGACCUCCAGGAAGAGCUCUCGUCGACAAGUGAAAAAUUAACUGCAAAAGAGUCCGAGAAUAACGACCUCAUUGGCAUGCUCGAAACGCUCGGGGUGCAGCAGCUCGAACGCGAGCUCGCAGUUGCAGAGGAGGUGAACACUUUGAAAACAACAAUCGCAUCACUUAAGAAGGAGUACCAUCAAUCCGGCCAAGGAGCCAUCGAACUCAAAUCCACCAACGUUGCGCUGCAGAGACGUAACACUUUGCUGGAAAAGCAAGUUCAAAGCGUGACAGCAGAAAAAGAUCUAGUGUUGGAGAGAGAAACUGCCUUGGAGAAGUCGAACGCUGAGUUGGAAGCCACCCUAUCUGAACGGACGUCUUUACUAGGAGAAAUGGUGGAGGUGAACAAAAAAUUGCAGAAAAGUGUCGAUGAGCAGUCCAGCGCUAAAGAAGAACAGCUGAAAUUGCAAGAAGAGCGAGACGACCUUGCGGAGGCCCUUUGUCAGGAGCAGAGCAUUCGCGAGGUUAUGGAAGCUGAAGUAUCGACUGUUAACGCUCAAGUAGCAUCGAUGAAGGCCCAGAUGAAAGAGACCAACGACCUGAUGGCUGAAAAAAAUGCGCUCGCGGACAAGGUAAAGCGCCAGGAAAAUUUUCUGAAGAAGAAGAUCCAAAAGGAAAAAGUGCUGCGAGAUCGAGCGACGACGUCUGCAAAGAACAUUGUGACCCCGUUACAACUUGCCUCUGCACGAAACAAAGCUCGUACCAGCACGGUUGUUCGGUCAUCCACAGCGUUUGACGAAGCAGCUACUGAAAACGACGACCUCAAUUGGUCAGCCAUCCUCGAAGAGGAGCUGGGAGACUAA
Seminavis robusta is the source of this 3723-nucleotide messenger RNA. The record is from the annotation of a GenBank genome assembly. Lineage: Eukaryota; Bacillariophyta; Bacillariophyceae; Naviculales; Naviculaceae.